AUGGAUCGGGCUAUAGCGCGCGCUGUGACCGAGAAGCAGCCGGUCCCAGAGAUCGAUUUCACAUUGCACACGAUGGAGGACAACACGCAAGUGUCAACAAUGGAGAGGGUAGUCAAAGAGGUCCAAGCGCCCGCUCUCAGCUAUCCUCCCGAUGAUAUGUUUUGGUCGCCUGAGGAUCCCUCCAAGCCCAAUUUACAGUACCUCAAGCAGCACCUCUAUCGUGAGGGUCGUCUUUCGGAAGAACAGGCGCUAUGGAUCAUCCAUGCCGGUACACAGGUUUUGAAGGCCGAGCCAAAUUUGCUCGAAAUGGAUGCGCCUAUUACAGUGUGUGGCGAUGUUCACGGCCAGUACUACGAUUUGAUGAAGUUGUUCGAGGUCGGCGGUGACCCUUCCGAGACGAGAUAUCUGUUUUUGGGCGACUAUGUGGACCGUGGUUAUUUCAGUAUUGAGUGCGUCCUCUAUCUCUGGGCAUUGAAGAUUUGGUAUCCCGAUUCACUUUGGUUGCUGCGGGGUAAUCACGAAUGUCGCCAUUUGACCGACUACUUCACCUUCAAGUUGGAGUGCAAGCACAAAUAUAGUGAACGGCUCUACGAAGCAUGCCUGGAAUCCUUCUGUGCGCUGCCGCUGGCGGCAGUUAUGAACAAACAGUUCCUCUGCAUCCACGGUGGUCUCAGCCCCGAGCUGCAUACCCUCGAAGACAUCAAGGCCAUUGAUCGCUUCCGCGAACCCCCAACUCACGGACUUAUGUGCGACAUCCUUUGGGCCGACCCUCUGGAGGAAUUUGGUCAAGAAAAGACAGGCGAUUUCUUCAUUCACAACAGUGUCCGUGGUUGCUCGUACUUCUUCUCUUAUCCUGCGGCAUGUGCGUUUUUGGAGAAGAACAAUUUGCUCUCCAUCAUCAGAGCACAUGAGGCUCAGGAUGCUGGAUAUCGCAUGUACAGAAAGACACGAACCACCGGCUUCCCCAGUGUCAUGACAAUUUUCAGCGCGCCAAACUACUUGGAUGUUUACAACAACAAGGCGGCUGUCCUCAAAUAUGAAAACAAUGUGAUGAACAUCCGCCAGUUCAACUGCACCCCGCACCCAUAUUGGCUACCCAACUUCAUGGAUGUUUUCACUUGGUCUUUGCCAUUCGUUGGAGAGAAGAUCACUGAUAUGCUCAUCGCGAUCCUCAACACUUGCUCGAAGGAAGAGUUGGAGGACGAAGCACCAACGCCUGUAUCUCCCUCUGAACAAAAGGAUGCAGUCUCGUCUCCAUCAAUGGACCCCGAAUCCACCGAGUUUAAGAGACGUGCUAUCAAAAACAAAAUUCUUGCUAUUGGCCGCCUUUCUCGUGUGUUCCAGGUUCUCCGCGAGCAAUCCGAGAGUGUCACGGAGCUGAAGACGGCGGCUGGCGGUCGUCUUCCUGCUGGAACACUCAUGCUAGGUGCGGAAGGUAUCAAACAGGCUAUUCACAACUUCGAGGAUGCCCGGAAGGUUGAUAUCCAGAAUGAGCACGUGCCUCCGAGCCAAGAAGAAGUUAUCGCAAAGAGCGAGGAGAGUCGUCGUGUGGCCCUGGAGCGAGCUGAACAAGAGGCUGCCAACGAUGCUGGACUCGCCACAGUUGCUCGACGGAUCAGCAUUACUUACAAAGCUCGUGAUGAACCCGUGGACGCCAAGGCCAGUUCCCGCAUCCACUUCCGCUCAACGUUCAUCCACCAAAGUGCCAUUGCGAGAAUUGCCCUACAAACCUCGCUUCACUGCGCCCCAAUGGCUCCAAGAUUGCGCAGUGCGCUCACAAAGAGCCUGUCGCGUCAACUGGAUAGCAGCGCUGUCUUCUACUGCCCUUCGUGCGCGAUCUGGCGACGAAGCUUGUCCACGCGCGCCCACACCAGUCGCAGCAUCGACGAUCCCGACACAUCUCGACGAGUCACUAGAGCCCAAAACACAAUAGAAUCGGCUCCCCGAACAUUUUCCACAUCCUCUAUUAUCACUGCUAAGAGCGUGCCGCCGCGGUUCAAGGAGCUACAUGCCGCCCUCGAGGGAGUGAAAGAUGCCGCCCUGGAACAGGUGAACCUCAGUCGGCUGCAAUUUGCACUGCGGGGAUUGGAGUCUGAAACGCCUCUUAUUAGAGUAGCCGUUCUUGGAUUGAACGAUGCGACCUCUGCACGAAAGCUCGUUCGACUACUACUUGCCGACCCAUUGACACCCCGGGAGGGCUGGGAAGACAUCCUCGACUCAUACGAUGCCGAUUCAUCCCGAGGACUGCUGAUCAGAUACGGCGAAAUCUCACAAUCCAUCCCCAAUGACCUGCUACCGACGAUAUCAGUGCCAUCGCCCAUCCUGAGGAAAGGCAACUUAGAGAUCCUAGUCAGCACCCUAGGCUCUGAGCCCGACCACGCCGCUACGCUCCACGCCGACACCUUCCUUGUCCCCACAGUUACCAUCCAGACCUCGCACUCCGGUCGGCAUAAUGUUGUUCGGUAUCCCGUGCACCGCACCAUUGUAUGCGGACGUGGAGUGGAUGGCCUGCUGUCGUACAGCACAAUGAUAGGUCGGGCAGACCUAAAGAACGAGGCUUCUUCAGUGCGCGGGGCUAUUGAACUUGCAGUGGCGGACCAGCAAUCCACAAACGAGCGAUUGUCCGUGGUAGAUGUCGAUCGCGCCAGUACAGCACUAGAUAAAUUCCGUGAAUCUGUCCACAAUGCUUCCGACUACGAACGUGGGUGGAAUGGCAGUGGUGUGCAACCUCUGAUCGACUGGCUUGCAACUUCCUCGGAAGCGCCCACGGGAAAUGCAUUGAAUCCGGCAUUGGUCCCUCUGGUGGAGUCCCUUGUUGACGCGGCCGACGCUAGUGUGAUCGCCAGAGACGCCAAGGCGCUCCAAGAACAAACUACUGGCGUAACCCCUGAGAAGACUCGGUCCAGCUUGGAUCGGGCUGUGACUAGCUGGGCGGAGCGUGCUCACUCUGAACUCCGUAGUUCCCUCGAUGAAGGACUGGCCAGUCCACGCUGGCGCGGUCUUGCAUGGUGGAAACUCUUCUGGCGCGUUGACGAUGUGAGCAUGAUUACAUCUGAGAUCUUGCAAAGGAAGUUCCUUCCACGGGCGGAGCAGGAGGUCAUCUGGACCGUGGGCAAGUACCAGCAGGCCGGCCUGUUGGAAGAGGCAUCUUCAAGCGUUGACUCCGCAAAGGAAUCUGCCAUGCCUCCCUGGCCCACCCAGAUCCCCGACCUUCGCACCAAGCUCCUCACUUCGACAGUUCCAUCUCUCCAAGCCCUCGCCCAGAGUCUAGUGCUUUUCAGCGUGUCCACCACCACUCUGACUUCUGCUCUCUCUGCUCUAACGUAUGUGGCUAUUCCAUCGGCCGGGGUAUAUGAGUCAUGUACCCUUGCCGCUGUGGGAUUGAUUUACUCUAUGCGUCGCCAGCAGAAGAGGUGGGAUAUCGCCCGUGAUUUCUGGGAGGAAGAGGUCCGCGAGGAAGGCCGCACCUCGCUCCUGGAAACGGAGGUUGCUCUUCGUGAUAUUGUGCGAAAUGGCGGAAAGACUAUCGAGGAGGUAUCUGACACCCGUGCACGGAAGUCCGUUGCAAGGGCAAGAAAGGCUUUGGAGGAGGUGAAGGCGUAA
Penicillium griseofulvum is the source of this 3603-nucleotide messenger RNA. Its product is annotated as serine/threonine-protein phosphatase 2B catalytic subunit. The record is from RefSeq and is a predicted model, not a curated record. Gene Ontology annotation, cellular component: cytoplasm; calcineurin complex. NCBI's taxonomy places the organism in Eukaryota, Fungi, Ascomycota, Eurotiomycetes, Eurotiales, Aspergillaceae. Gene Ontology annotation, molecular function: calmodulin binding; calmodulin-dependent protein phosphatase activity. Gene Ontology annotation, biological process: fungal-type cell wall organization; calcineurin-mediated signaling. The transcript has 7 exons. The coding region runs from base 1 to 3603 and encodes 1200 amino acids.